Messenger RNA from Lycium ferocissimum, 1388 nucleotides. RefSeq lists its product as uncharacterized. The record is from RefSeq and is a predicted model, not a curated record. The transcript has 9 exons. Bases 42 to 959 code for a protein of 305 amino acids. Gene Ontology annotation, biological process: maturation of 5.8S rRNA; maturation of LSU-rRNA. Lineage: Eukaryota; Viridiplantae; Streptophyta; Magnoliopsida; Solanales; Solanaceae. Gene Ontology annotation, cellular component: preribosome, large subunit precursor; nucleolus.
AAUUUUCAUUUGUCUCUAACUAGGUUUGGAAGUGAGAAAAGAUGCAGCACGAUGAGGUCAUAUGGCAAGUUAUCAGACACAAGCAUUGCAGCUUUAUGGCAAAGAUUGAGACGGGGAUAUUUUGUCGAAACCCAUAUAAUGUAACUGGGAUUUGCAACCGUAGCUCAUGUCCUCUGGCUAAUAGUCGGUACGCCACCAUUCGGGAUCAUGAUGGAGUGUUCUAUCUGUACAUGAAAACAAUAGAAAGGGCUCACAUGCCAAACAAACUUUGGGAAAGAGUUAAAUUGCCAAGAAAUUAUGAAAAGGCUCUUGAAAUCAUUGAUAAACAUUUGAUGUACUGGCCAAAGUUUCUUGUGCACAAGGCAAAACAACGAUUAACAAAAAUGACUCAGAUGCGAAUAAGAAUGAGGAAGCUUGCUUUGAAAACAAGGGAGAAGAUAAUGACCACACCAAGGAAAGAAACAAAAAGAGAAUCUCGUCGACAGGAAAAGGCUGAAAAAGCCGCUCUUCUCGAUAAAAGUAUUGAGAAGGAACUGCUAGAACGCCUUUCAAAAGGAGUGUAUGGUGAUAUAUACAAUUAUCCCGAGCAGAAGUAUCAAGAGAUUCUUGACAGGGAAGCAUUGCAAGUGGCUAGCGAAGAAGAAGAUGAGGAGGAACCUGAAGUGGAAUAUGUUGAAGGCUAUGAAGAUCUUGAAGAGGAAGAUGAUAUGGAAGAUUUUGAUGGUCUUGGAAUUAGAGACAAUGGCUUGGAUGAUGAUACUGGAAUGGACGACGAAGAUGAUGAUGAUGACGAAGAAGAGGCUGUUGCAGUUCAUCGGAAGAGCGGUAGAAAAGAUUCUGCUUUAGCUAGAAGAAGAGCCGAGAAAGAUGAUCCAAGUGCCAAAGCAAAGAAAAAGGCGAAAGUGCUCGUGGAGGUUGAGCAUGAUGAUACCGGUGCAAGACAGACAGCAGUACAAUGAGAGCUUGGACAAUUAUCAGAAUGCUUGCUUUUAAGUGGCACAGUAAAACAAAUUCGGUUGGAAACACAAAUGUUACGCGAAGAGAUGCUAGUUUGUUUCUCAGAGUAUGCGCCUGACUUUGAAAUGGACAUAUGAGCGAACCGAGUCUUACUAAAUUUUGAUCUUGUAAUAGCAAAUUUUGUGGUAAUUGCUUGUGUUAAGAGUGGAAUUGUACUAAGAGUAGCCUUUAGUGACAUUUAUGAAGUAGAUUUACAAGACAUUACGAAGUAAUUUAUCAUGCCAAGCGUAAGCUGAUCAGUUUAUGAUUUUCAUGAAUUUUUCACAAAUGGAUUGUGCCUGGCCCAAUAUUUGCGGGCUUGUAAUUUCAUUUUGCUAACGUGUCAGGCAACUGGGCUGUAAUUUUUAGUUGUUUUUCCUUUUGUGUGACAA